Molecule: messenger RNA, 1767 nt
Organism: Aspergillus versicolor CBS 583.65
Lineage: Eukaryota; Fungi; Ascomycota; Eurotiomycetes; Eurotiales; Aspergillaceae
Product: alpha/beta hydrolase family protein
Exons: 6
Coding region: 17-1288 (423 amino acids)
Source: RefSeq, a predicted model, not a curated record
AUCGAAUACAGCGAAUAUGGGACUUGGAAUGAGCACUUACCCACCACAGGGAGGAGGCGGCAGGCGCUGGAUACUAGGGGAGAAGUUCGACACUGUCGCUCCGCACAAGGGGUCCAUCAAGCUGCUGUGGGAGACGAAAUGGAGAGCUGCAUGCGAGAAAUCAAUUUACCCCUUCUACGAUGGGAAACUGGAGGACUUUGAGCCGAUCUUCCAGACUCUUAUCGCCGAAAACAUAAACGACGCGUACUCAGACUCAUACACGGAAAGAUUCUUCCCCAUCGCGAAGUCCCUCGAGCAAGAAGCUUCGAUGGCAUUCUAUAACGGCGACAGCGAAACAGCAUCCGAUCUUCUGCGGCGCGCAGCAGUCGUGUACCGCAUCUCGCGCUUCCCAUACGUCAGCCCCGACGAUAAAGAAACAAAUAUCAAAAGAAAGGCAUUCACCAGACAGAAAGCCGCAUACCUAACUGCCACAUCCGUCUGGAAGAAUCCACUAACUGAGCAUGUUGUACCGCAUACCCACCGCGCUGGUCGAGACGGGCCCCGUAUCCCUGUCUACAUACGUCUUCCGGAAAACACCAGCCCUGGAAGUCACAAUCCCGUCCCGGUUGUUCUUAUCAUGACAGGGCUGGACGAGUACAGACCCGAUAACAGCCAGCGGACGCACGAGAUCACCGCACGUGGAUGGGGCGUGGUGGUUGCUGAAAUCCCCGGGACGGCUGAUUCCCCUGCUGACCCCGCGGACCCUGAAUCCGCGGAUCGGCUGUGGAGUAGUAUUCUGGAGUACAUGCGGUCGCUGGGCGCGUUUGAUAUGACGAAGAUUGUUGUUUGGGGGUUGAGUGCUGGUGGGUAUUAUGCUGUUCGGGCUGCGCAUACGCACCGGGGAAAGCUGAAGGGGUGUAUUGCGCAUGGGCCCGGGACGCAUUAUUUUCUGGAUGAGGAGUGGUUGGCGAGGGUUGAGAAUCAUGAGUAUCCGUUUCCGAUCAUCCGCGCUUGGGCGAAGAAGUAUGGCUAUGAGGACCCUGCUGAAUUCUGCAAGGAGGCGAGGAAGAAGUUCUCUCUUCUUGGGGCGGGGAUUCUGGACUUGCCUUCUACAAGGCUGCUGCUUUUGAAUGGUAUCGAUGAUGGGGUAACGCCUAUUGAAGACUGCUAUCUGCUGUUUAGCUAUGGGAGCCCUAAGGAGGGAAGUAGGUUCUUUCCUGGCCUUCCCCAUAUGGGAUGUCCAGCCAGUCUCGGGGCAGCGUACAAGUGGCUAGAAGACGUGCUGGGAUGUGAUUAUGUGAAGAACUGAUGGUCACAUCUUUUAGUAGCAUUUGCAAUUAUCUUAAUAUACUUUGAUAUCAUAUCCCGGAAUCGUCCUGAUGAUAUACAGAAUCCUUAUGAUACUCACCCCACUUGUCACAGACGCUCUCAAACUCAUCCACCAUCGGCUCAAUCAGCGUCCCAAUCUCCGACUCGCGCUCAACGAACUGCAGUGCGAGACUCUGACUCGCAUGCCAUGCAAUAUGGCAAUGCAUCAGCCAGGAGCUUGAUACGUUAGCUUGUCCAUAAAAGUGGAUGCUGACUUACCCUGGAUUGUCAGUUUCAAAUGCAAUGACAAGAUACCCCGACCCAGCCAUCGUGGCGGUGUCCCUUCGAGGGGGAUUAUCGAGGUUUAGCUUUACCAGGGGUGUAUACAGUCCCAGUCCCUCCGCCAGAAUGAAGAAGUCGUGUCCGUGGAGGUGGAAUGGGUGGUAGGCGUUGACAAGGCCGACGUCCUGAAUCACCCAG